This is a messenger RNA of Contarinia nasturtii (swede midge), 2161 nucleotides long. RefSeq names its product low-density lipoprotein receptor-related protein 1B-like. Gene Ontology annotation, molecular function: protein binding. The annotation marks the transcript as partial. The transcript is spliced from 9 exons. NCBI's taxonomy places the organism in Eukaryota, Metazoa, Arthropoda, Insecta, Diptera, Cecidomyiidae. The record is from RefSeq and is a predicted model, not a curated record.
GACAAUUUCAACGAAAUAUGGAAAUUUCCAAAGCCAGAAAUCAUCACGAGAUUGAAUUCCGUUGAUAUCUUGAGAAUCGAUUGGAUUACAGGAAACUGGUAUUUCGUAAAUACUGAGAAUGGAUUGAUUGUUUUAUGUAAUCCAGCAAUGACGUUGUGCUCAAUUAUUGUUGAAAUCAGCCGCCAAAAAAUAAACACACUGGAAUUAGAUCCACUCAACGGUUUAAUAUUUUUCACAACAUCAGAUUCGUUUGGCAGUUUACUUCAAGCAAAUAUGGAUGGUUCUAAUCAGACAAUUAUCGAUUCGUACAAGAUUUUCUAUCCAUCUAGUUUGAAAUUGGAUUUGGCAAAUGAACAGAUUUAUUGGCUUGAUAAGUACAUGGAUUACAUUGAACGGGUUGAUUACAGUGGCAACACUCGAUGGUCAUUAAAAGCACUUAUUGGUAGUUCAAUGCGACCAAUGCACGCAAUCGCUUUGUUUGAAAGUAAUAUUUACAUAACAAAGCGAUCGAUGUCACAUUUAGAGAUGUGGCGCAUCAAUCGACGUAAUACAAGUUCGGUUGAAAGAAUUUUUGUCACUAAAGAGCAACCGCUUGAAAUGCGUAUAUUUCAUGCUCAAAGUCAACCAAAUGCACCAAAAUCGUGGAUUGAUCCAAAUCCGUGCUCGAAUAAUACAACACAUUCGAUGAAUUGCGAGCAUUUGUGCGUUUUGGCUUAUGGUAUAACAAAAAAGAUACAAGCCCAAUGCAUAUGCAGUGCCGGCUAUCAAUUAAAAAAUCAACAUAGAUGCGUUUUGAUUAAACAAAAUUCAUUUUUAAUAUAUGCCAAACAAAGUCCAGAUAUGAUUCGAGGUAUAUCGAUUUCGAAUACAACAGACAUUUUAGAUGCACAAGAAUGUAUGGUGCCAAUUUUAAAUGUAAAAAGACCACUCAGCCUGGAUUAUAAUAUGAAAAAUCAACUGAUAUACUUUGGACAAAAUGACAUAGCAAGCCAUGAGUAUAUAAUCGAAUCACAAAAUUUGGAUGGAACGAAACGUACUGUCAUUCAACAAGGUCGUGGUCAUUGUCAUAGCAUUGCAUACGAUUGGGUGGGAAAUAAUAUUUUCUGGGCAUCCACAAGAAAAAUUGAUGUUUUCAAUUUGGCACAUCCUAAUAUCACGAAAACACUUAUCCAUAUAGUUAAUGCGGGAUCGAUCGCGUUGCAUCCCAGCAAAGGUUUACUGUUUUGGUCAACAUGGGCAUCCGAAAAUAGUAUAGGACAAAUCAUGGCAUCAUGGAUGGAUGGAACUCAUAAAACUGUAUUUGUUGAUAUGUGUUCGAACAGUAACAAUUGUACGAGCAUUCAAUGGCCAUCUAGCCUAACAAUUGACUUCACUGAGAAUUAUUUAUAUUGGUGUGAUAUACGCAUGCAAACCAUUGAACGAAUUGGAUUGGAUAAUAAACAUCGUGAAAUUAUUCUACAAGCCAAUAGAAACUUUCAUCCAUAUUCAGUGGCCAGUCACAACGCAUUCAUUUACUUUACAGACACAUCUAACGGAAAUAUUACGAAAUUCAAUGUAAACGAGGCGAACAAUCAACGAAAAUUCACAUUAUUGUCACAAAAAAAUCAUCGAAUAACUCACAUCAAAAUUUUCGAUAAUGUAACUCAAUCGAAUUCAGAGAUAUGUUAUAAUAAGCCCUGUCCAGGUCUAAUGUUGGCCACACCAAAAGGAUGUGUUUGUGUUUGUGGUAAUGAUUUUGAUUUGAAUGCAAGUGGAACACAAUGUUUACGUCAAACGAAAACAACCGUUAAAAAUACAUGCACUGCCGGUCAGUUUAUGUGCAAAAGUAGCGGCGAAUGUAUUAAUACAUCAUCAUUAUGUGAUGGGGACGCAGAUUGCAUACAUGAAAGUAAUGGAGAAAAUUCGUACUCAGAUGAUGAAUCUUAUGCAGAUGAUGGACCAUGUAACAUCAAAAAUAACAACUGUACCUUCAACGACGGAAGGGGUUUCUUAUGCGAUGUUAAUCGAUGUUUACAAAAAGUUGUUUUGUGUGAUGGAAUCACGCAAUGUGAAGAUCGGAGCGACGAAAGCCCUGAACGAUGUGCUAUUACUCCUUGUCCACCAGAUAAAUUUCAAUGUAAAAAAUCCAAACAAUGCAUUUCCAGAAAUUUUCUCUGUGAUG